UAAGGUGGGGGAAGGAAUAACAAAGAAAGUUCUGAAGCAGUUAAAAAGUUUUUUGGGUAUCUAAGAUAAUGUCUUACCCACAGGAUCCCUCAAAGAUGAUGGACAUUGUGAAAGAAAAACCAGUGUUAAAACAGUCCACUCGGACUCGAACUCGACCUGUGAUGUUAAGAAACUGGUCCAAAUGUACCCGUCGAGCCUGCCGUAACACUUUUCAGGGGUUAAUCAUGCCCCUCUGCACUGUAUUCAGCACUUUUGCCUUCCUGGUAUUGGUUGUAUGUUGUUCUGCUACAAACAAAUGGGCAACAUUGAAAUCGAAGGACCAAACAUGGGAGCUGCAGCACAUUGGCAUUUGGCACGACUGCUUAAGCACAAACUGCUGGACAGAUAUUCUUUUUUGGCCUCUUAUCCAGACUGCCCAGGGUUUCCUGAUCACAGCUGUCCUUUGUAGCUUCCUGUUAACCACGUGGUUGGUUGGUUUUUUCUGUACCUCUCCUUCACUGAAGAUGCAAUGCCAUCUUAUCUUCAUUAUCCUUUCCUCCUUGACAGGCAUUAGUCUCUUCAUUGCCAUAUUGCUGAUUGUGUUCAUUUUGGAAAAAACAACUGCAGUGCAAAACACUUACUAUGUAAUCCUGUGGCCUUUUUAUUUGCUGUGGUUAGCGCUAAUACUGUGCCUGAUUUCCUGUAUCCUGGGAAUCAUUUCUUAUAAGGGACUAGGCCAGAAAAGAAGGAGAGCUACAACUAUAUCAAAAGAAGAAAAACCGCCUAAUGAACAAAUGUACUCAAAAGCAAGCAUAUUGUUAGCAAAAUCAAUUAUUUCAAAAUCUAUAUCUCAAACCAGAAACCCCAACUCAUCACAACUGUCCAUGUCUCCCUUGGGGGAUAAUUGGACAUCCCAUAAGGGAAUUUAUGAUGCAUUUAAAGAUCUGUAAAUAUGUGAGAUCAAGUCCACUGAUGAACAUUCUGUUCUUCCCAUAAAAAUGUGUAAAACGUCUGUAUGUAAUUCUAUCAUGUAUACCUAUCAAUUAACAACCUUGUUGAAAUGAGGGUUCAAGCCUAGAUUAUGUGAGUCAUUGGUCCUGUGGGACAAAUACGUUUUUUUCUCAAAAAUGUGUUUUGAAAUAAAAUCAGUUGACCACUCCC
This is a messenger RNA of Antechinus flavipes (yellow-footed antechinus), 1140 nucleotides long. RefSeq lists its product as uncharacterized. The coding region runs from base 69 to 929 and encodes 286 amino acids. Gene Ontology annotation, cellular component: plasma membrane. Lineage: Eukaryota; Metazoa; Chordata; Mammalia; Dasyuromorphia; Dasyuridae. The transcript is spliced from 5 exons. The record is from RefSeq and is a predicted model, not a curated record.